Messenger RNA from Agelaius phoeniceus (red-winged blackbird), 6252 nucleotides. RefSeq names its product ArfGAP with coiled-coil, ankyrin repeat and PH domains 2 (gene ACAP2). Gene Ontology annotation, cellular component: endosome membrane; cytoplasm. Lineage: Eukaryota; Metazoa; Chordata; Aves; Passeriformes; Icteridae. Gene Ontology annotation, molecular function: protein binding; GTPase activator activity. The record is from RefSeq and is a predicted model, not a curated record.
GCCCCGGGUUCGCCGCGCCACCACCGCCAGCAGCCGCAGCAGCGGAGGCAGCGGCGCGCCCCGCCACCAUGAAGGUGACCGUGGACUUCGAGGAGUGCCUGAAGGACUCGCCGCGCUUCAGGGCAGCUUUAGAAGAGGUAGAAGGAGAUGUGACAGAGCUGGAACUGAAACUUGACAAGCUGGUGAAGCUUUGUAUUGCAAUGAUUGACACUGGGAAAGCAUUUUGUACAGCAAACAAGCAAUUCAUGAAUGGAAUUCGAGACCUUGCACAAUAUUCCUGUAAAGAUACAUUGGUUGAGGCCAAUUUGAUGAAGUUCUCUGACACCUUACAGGAAAUGAUCAAUUAUCAUAAUAUUCUGUUUGACCAAAUCCAAAGAUCAAUUAAAACACAGCUUCAGACUUUCGUUAAAGAAGAUAUUAGGAAAUUUAAAGAUGCAAAGAAACAGUUUGAAAAAGUGAGUGAAGAGAAGGAGAAUGCUCUGGUGAAAAAUGCCCAAGUUCAAAGGAAUAAGCAACACGAGGUAGAGGAAGCAACCAAUAUUUUGACUGCAACUCGGAAGUGUUUUCGACACAUAGCUCUGGAUUAUGUUCUUCAGAUCAAUGUUCUUCAAUCUAAAAGGAGAGCAGAAAUCCUAAAAUCGAUGUUAUCCUUUAUGUAUGCACAUCUGGCUUUUUUCCAUCAAGGCUAUGAUCUGUUUAGUGAACUUGAGCCCUACAUGAAAGAGCUUGGUGCACAGCUGGAUCAGUUGGCUAUAGAUGCUGCGAAGGAGAAGAGAGAUAUGGAGCAAAAGCACUCCACUAUUCAACAAAAGGAUUAUUCCAGUGAUGAUACUAAACUAGAAUACAAUGUAGAUGCAGCCAAUGGCAUUGUUAUGGAAGGUUAUUUAUUCAAGCGAGCCAGCAAUGCCUUCAAGACUUGGAACAGGCGCUGGUUCUCAAUACAAAAUAACCAACUUGUGUACCAGAAGAAAUUUAAGGAUAAUCCCACAGUGGUUGUUGAGGACUUGCGGCUCUGCACAGUUAAACACUGUGAAGACAUAGAGAGACGUUUCUGUUUUGAGGUGGUUUCUCCAACAAAGAGCUGCAUGCUUCAGGCUGACUCGGAAAAGCUGCGGCAGGCGUGGAUUAAGGCUGUUCAGACCAGUAUUGCCACAGCAUACAGAGAAAAGGGAGAUGAAUCUGAGAAACAGGAAAAGAAAUCAUCCCCUUCUACUGGGAGCCUAGAAUCUGGGAGUGAGACCAAAGAGAAGCUGUUGAAAGGAGAGAGUGCUCUGCAGAGAGUGCAGUGCAUUGCUGGCAAUGCUGCCUGCUGUGACUGUGGUUUGGCAGAUCCUCGCUGGGCCAGUAUCAACCUGGGAAUCACACUGUGCAUCGAGUGCUCUGGGAUACACAGGAGCUUGGGAGUCCACUUUUCAAAAGUAAGAUCUUUAACGUUGGAUUCAUGGGAACCUGAACUCCUAAAGCUUAUGUGUGAAUUGGGAAAUGAUGUUAUAAAUAGAAUAUAUGAAGCGAAGUUGGAAAAAGUGGGAGUAAAGAAGCCACAAUCUGGAAGUCAAAGGCAGGAGAAGGAGGCAUACAUCAGAGCAAAAUAUGUGGAAAGAAAGUUUGUAGAGAAGCAAGCUACAUCAGUACCUCUGCCAGAGCCUGGAACAAAAGUUCUGCCUCCAAGUCAGGAAGAGAAAAGGCACAGUGGCCCUGAAAAAUCCCUUUUGGCAGGGGAACAAGGUGCAGCACCCCACAAAGCGGUUGCUGUAAGUAGCGACGAGGCGAGGCGGGAGUCUCUGUUCUGUCCUGAUGAGCUUGAUUCACUCUUCUCCUACUUUGAUACCUCUUCAAAACUCCGUAGUAUCCGAAGCAGUGACAGUGGGAUCCAGCCAAGCACUGAUGACAGCAGAGAACACCUUGCCUCUACUAUAUCAGCCAACAGUUUGUAUGAACCAGAAGGAGACAAGCAAGAGUCUCCAGUGUUUUGUGACUCCAAGCAGCCUAGUCCAGGAUUGCAAUUGUAUCAAGCUGCCUUUGAGAAAAAUCUUCCUCACAUGGCAGAAGCAUUGGCUCAUGGAGCUGAAGUAAACUGGGUCAACAUGGAAGAAAACAAAGCAACACCACUCAUUCAGGCAGUGCGAGGGGGUUCAUUGGUUACUUGUGAAUUUUUGCUGCAGAAUGGGGCCAACGUGAACAUCCGAGACAUGAAGGGAAGGGGGCCCCUGCACCAUGCCACAGUUCUAGGACACACUGGACAAGUGUGUUUAUUCCUAAAACGAGGAGCAAACCAGCAUGCGACUGAUGAAGAUGGGAAAGAUCCAUUGAGUAUAGCAGUGGAAGCUGCAAAUGCAGAUAUUGUAACGCUGUUGCGUUUAGCAAGGAUGAAUGAAGAAAUGCGUGAAUCAGAAGGACUCUAUGGGCAGCCAGGAGAUGAAAUUUAUCAGGACAUUUUUCGUGACUUUUCUCAAAUGGCAUCAAAUAAUCCAGAGAAGUUAAACCGCUUCCAGCAGUCAGAUUCCCAGAAGUCUUAAGUGUCAAGAAGGAAAAGAACCUGAAGCUUAUAGUGCAAGUCUUUUUUUACUUUAACAGAAUGAAUUGUAUGCAUUUUGUUAGAUAGUUUGGAUAAAAUGACCACUCCAAUGUAGCUUUAGAUUGUGGUAGCUGGGGAAGUGUAUGAGUUGGUUUAUGUUCUCCAGUGCAUAUACCUCAGCAGCUGAAGAUGUUUCAAGCCCCUGAGUCCCUGCUGGCUGAGUGUAAAGCAGCCCCUGUUCAUGGCCAGCGUUGGCAGCUCGGGGGUGACAGAGCUGCAGGGUGCUCACAGCAGCUCUGCUGCCCAGGGCCAUCACUGGCACCUGUCCCCCUGUCGCCAUAAACAAUGUGCCUCUGGCAGAAGGUCUGGGUUGCAUUUUCUGGGACUGUUUGGAAGGGAAUUUGGGCAAUGAUUUACUGAGUUGUCCUUCCAUUUGUGGGACUGCAGCUCAACAGAUUCUCUUGUUCCUGUGGUGACUCUGGUUAGAGGUAGGCUGUUCUUCACAGAUGUGACAGCUCCUGCUCUUCUGCAAGCUCUUUCCCAGUGGAAGCUCUAGCACCAGGCUGGCCUUUAUGCUGGUGACUGCAGGUCAGUCACAAAGGGAUAUAUCCUGGGGACCAAAUUCCUAAGAGCAGUCCAUUUUCCUUUGUUUUCUUUUCCUCUUAAAUUAAACUUUCAGUGCAGCAAGUAUCCUUCUAAAUGAGCAUGUGGAACCUUUCAUGAAAAAUAAACUUAAUCCUUUUGGACAUGAUGUGGGGUUUGUUUGUAGUAUUUUGACAUGAAAACUUGAAAUUUGAGACAUGAACGUCAAUAUUGAGCCAACAAAGUUUGUGUAGAAUAGUUGCACAAAGGCUGUUUCUCCUUUUUGCUGUUCUCACUACAAGCCCUAAGCUCAGUAUAAAAGUCUCAUGUCUUGCAGCCGCUCGAAGUUUAGGACAAUCAAUCCCUUCUAUCAGGAAGCAGUAGCCCUUGUAUGAUUUGCAAUGAUGUGUAUGUUUAUGUGUUGUCUAAACUAAGAUGAGCACAGGAAAAACUAGAAUUUCAGUGGAUAUUUCUGUCAAGUAAUGAAUGAGCACAGUCUGCAACUGGGUUGUGAGGGCAGCAAGACCAUUUGCUUAAUGCAGUAGUGAGCCCCACUCUGCCCUUGUGCAUGUAUAAAUGCUGUCUCAAGAUAUAAGCUUAUAUAUCAGGAUAUUUAUACCUAGAUAAUAAUCCUCCUAAACCUCAAACCAGCAGAUGCAAUUCUUUAUCCUCUAUUUGUCUACCCUAUGGAGAGAGCUUAAACAGAGUUUUUAGGUGACAUAGUAUCAAUGUGAGUUUUCAGUAAUCCUAAUAACUGUGGCAUUGUUAACCUGCUGUUUAAGUGUAUUUAGGAAAUGAAUUGGCUUUUCUCCAUGGAAAGAUAAGCAAAACUGGGAUAAAACAAAUUGAAAUCUGUAAACUAUGGUAAAGUUAAACUUUCUGGCAUGUAAGAAAGUAUUUCAAACAUUUAUAAUUCUGCAUCCAAUGUGUAAUAAUCUGCAUAAUAUUAUUGCUACAAAAUUAGUAGUGUUGUAGAAUUGUCCAGUGGAAUUUAUUUCUAGGCAGAAUAAUCUUACAAGACAGUUCUUGCUUUGUAUGUGGUCCAGUUAUGGUAGGAAAAGCAGAUUCUGCCCAUUUAAAGUGCACAUUUAGUCUGAAUAAUAAGAAACUUAAGGAUAUCACCUGUAAGCAGUAAUUUUUAGUAAGUUGGUUUUUAAAUAGCUGACUAUGAAAUGAUAAUAUACUUCCUAAUCAGCAGUAUUUACCAGAAAAUGGGUUUUUUAGUAGAUCUUAGAGAAAGUAAGAUUCCUGGUGUACAGAUGGGACAAUGUAAGAUAUGACUGCAUAAUAUACACCUUAGACAUAGGUUUUUCUAGAUGUUUGUCUUUCCCAGCCUGGCUGGCAGGCAGUGUGUAGUGGGAUUGGCUGGAAUGUAAAGCUGCCUAAAGCUUAGUGGCAUAAUUGACAGCAUAAUUGCUGUCUCAGUCCAGGCUGCUGGAGAACAGGUCUGAGAGAUUUAUUUCAAAUCUACACUGGUGAUUUCCUCCCUGGCCACAAGAUCUCUGUGACAAAUUCUGCAGGAUGAUUUCUCUUGACUUAGAAGUUGUUUCCUGUAGCUCUACACAUCCAUGUGUUGUGUUCUGACUCUCAUCUGUCUGGGAAGCAGUGUCAGUCUGUCUGUGCUAAAGGAAUGAACCCCACCUGACUGACAGGUGGUGUGACUCGUCAGGAGCUCUGGAGUUUCAAUGGAUUAGGAAGUAGGUGUGUCACCUGUGAUCCCCAGCCUUGUUCCCCUGUCCUUUUGGGUAUGAUAGGAUGUCCAUUAUAAACUGCACUCAGUUAAAGCCUUUUUCAGGUGCAUAUAAACUUAAAUUUCUGAAUGAUCAUAUUGAAUUAUGCCACUACCUGUGUUAGACAGUUGGAAUUUGUUCACAGGCUUUGGGUGAAGGUGAAUUUGGAUUGCAGAGGUAUUUCUUUGCUUUCACAAACAGCCCACAUUGCAAUCGGAUGGAUGCGUGUUCCAGGUGCUCAUUAGUACAUUGUGGACUUCAGCCUCUCUGCCCAUUAGGACCUGAUCCAGGAAAUCACUGAUAUCAGUGGCAGUCUUUCCACUGAUUUUGGAGAUUUUGGAUUGUACCAUUUGUGGCUUCCAAUGUUACAGUGCUAAAGGAUCCUGUAUUAAUACUGCAUUUUUCACUCUGUGGGGUUUUAUAUUUUACCUAUUUGUAUACUGAGCUAAAAUAGUUUUAGAAAAUGCAACCAGACCUUCCAACUGUUGUCAGCAAAUCCCUGUACAAGAGGAAGUUUCUCCUGUUUUGCAUUAUGACAUUAGUACACAUAUGUUGUCCAAAUUACUAGGUCUCCUGGAUAGAGCAUAAACUUUGUAGCACUAAACUAAAAAGGUGAGAACUAGAACAAGCAGAGGGUUGAUGUCAUGUUUCCAGGACUUUGGUGCUUCUCUGCAGCCAUCUGUUUUAAAUUGUGGAUGUUACCUCUGCUGCUUCAUCUUGAGAAUCUCAAAUAACACAGUGACUUGAAACAACCCUUUGAUGAAACUGCAAAUAAUAAUAUGUAAGUACAAAGGACGUGAUAUUUUUACAGUGUCAAAAGGACUUAGCUGAUCAUUCUGAUUCUUCAAUACAUAAAGUAUUUUGAGAAUCAAUUUUUCAGGCUACAAUCUCUGCCCCAUUCAUUAUGGACACUUUUUCCCAAGUUGGAGUUUAUGGCUUUUGCAUUCUGACAGCCAACACGCCUUGCUCCUGUGCUUACACAAAGGCACAGUUUUAAAACAGGGACAACUCUGGAGAGGCACCACUGGGGAAAAGGAUGAGUGUACCACUUUGGUAUAUACCCUUUCAUAUGCUUGCUUUAUCUUUCUGCAUACGGUAUUUUCUUGUUUCUCUUCCCAUGGAAGGAGAUGACAGAGGAGGAAAAAUUCCACUCGCUUUUCUGUUAGGAGCCUAAGUUUUCCAUGUUUUGACAGAAAUCGCCAUGAAAUCCUCGUUUCCUCAAGCAGAGACGUUACUUUCUCCGAAGUAAUGAACUUUUUUUUUCCCCUCUGCGCGUUCCUCUGUACUCGGUGUUUUUUAAGCAUUCCAGCAGUAAAAUGUAAAAAACCCCUUUUCCCCCUUAAGCUGUAAUUGUACAGACUGUAUACUCCGCCCUUCUUCCGCGUUAUGUACGGCCGUAGAGUUUGUAUCUAAAACUUGACUGUA